UUAUUUUAUCUAUAUUCCAUGCUUAAGAUGGUCGCUUUUCCCUAUCCACGCUUAUUUUGACAUAUGGUUGCACCUUCAUGUCCUUGAAAUUUAAUCCGGAUAACUCCUUGUUGAAGGGAUCUUGGGUUACCGUCCUCCUCAGCGAGCGAGAUGUGGCCGGUCAAAUUCCCAUAAAUUUCGUCACCAUCCCGGCUGUCUCCGUCCGGACAGCAUGUUUCGGGAACAACGUUUUCGAGAGAAACGCCGCUGAAAAAUGCAUCUCGAACCUACUAGCGGUGGGGUUUCGCCGUUUCGAGAUCGAUAUAUAUUGGUCAUCCGACCUACAACGCUGGCUCAUAUGUCCAGUAUCGAUCCCUGAGAGCGUCUAUAUAGAGACUCUCAGCGCGACACCCACUUCAACCGCCAAUGUUGCGGAAGGAACUGUCACAGCAGAGAUUGAUUCCUCGUCGGGAUAUCUUCUCUACAAUUUAGGAUCGUAUCAAUGCUCAGACGGCCUCGAUGCAGAAGAUGUACUCGAUAUUUUCCUCGAUUAUUUUAAAGAUACCAGCUCCCAGCUGAACAUAUAUACUAGAUGCCUGUCCUUCAAUCUCCAUGCUGCCACUAGUGCCACAGCUAUUAAUCAGCCAGCAUCCGCAGUAGCCGAGGAUCAACUUCCCACUAGAUCCGAUAUUCUGAGUAAUAUGAUUCGAAACAAGCUUGGUUCCUACAUCUAUACACCUUCGCGUCUAUAUUCCGAACGCCAAAACCUGAACGGGUCAUGGUAUGAAGUAGAACCCAGGUACAGGCCUAUUGUUGAGUAUUUCACUAUCGAAGAGGAUUCAUCAGGCGUGCAAAGAACGCCGAAUGGAUGGCCCAGCACAAAAUAUCUACAACUAGCAGCACAGCGACGGAUGCUUGUUGAAUAUGGAUCUGUUGACCCACAACUUGGUGGCUACAACCUCUCAGCAGAGAACGAAGUUAUAUUCCCUCCAGGCUAUUUAACUUCCACAAUGCCUGUUUCUCUUGCGAGCGACGGGGGAUUGGCCUCGGGCUGCUUAUAUAGCCCUGAUGCUACUGAUAUAUCCCAGGUCAACGGAUCUUGGGCAAUAUCAAGCCAGAUUUCAGUUCCCAGUAACCUCAGCAAUGAUCAAACACUUCGCUAUUUAUCCAAUAUGGCCGCCAAUAUGACGGCCUGCGGGCUAACUCCCUCCCUCAACAAUACCUUGUUUAGCGAAACGGCUGAUGAAUCGUCUGACGCGUACCGCAACGUCUCGCUAUCUUCCUCCUGGGCGUGGGCGGCCGGACAACCCCAAACUCCAUCAACAGAUGUAGAUACAAACGAGCGAUGUGCCGUCAUGGACCUUUCCAGUAUGGGCCGCUGGCGCAGUGCAAACUGUACGGAAGCCCGCCACUCAGCCUGUCGCGUCAAUAACAUGCCAUUCACAUGGACACUCUCCUCAAACACAUAUUCUUACGCGGAUGCCUACACCAACGGCUGCGGAGAUUCCGCCCCGUUCUCUGUGCCCCGCACCGGCCUCGAAAACACUUAUCUUUACCGUCAUCUUCUCUCUCGGCCUAGCGACGUAAUUGACCCAUCAUCUUCAGACCCUCUCAAACACGAGGUUUGGAUCGAUUUCAACUCCAUCGAUAUCCAUACGUGCUGGGUAUCCGGGGGCCCCGAAGCUAUCUGUCCAUACCGUGCAAACCCCCAGAAACUUGAAAGACGGACAGUCAUAGUCUCUGCCAUUGCAGGUAUCGUGAUUUUGAUCAUAUUUGCUUUGACCUUGUUUGUAAAAUGCAACGCCAACCGACGAAACUCGAGGAGGAAUAGGCGUGUCAUUCAGGGAUGGGAGUAUGAAGGGGUACCGUCGUAG
Aspergillus ochraceoroseus IBT 24754 is the source of this 1853-nucleotide messenger RNA. Its product is annotated as Lectin C-type domain protein. The transcript is spliced from 2 exons. NCBI's taxonomy places the organism in Eukaryota, Fungi, Ascomycota, Eurotiomycetes, Eurotiales, Aspergillaceae. Bases 78 to 1853 code for a protein of 591 amino acids. The record is from RefSeq and is a predicted model, not a curated record.